Molecule: messenger RNA, 1002 nt
Organism: Alternaria metachromatica
Lineage: Eukaryota; Fungi; Ascomycota; Dothideomycetes; Pleosporales; Pleosporaceae
Exons: 2
Coding region: 1-1002 (333 amino acids)
Source: RefSeq, a predicted model, not a curated record
AUGGGCCCUGUAUGCGCUGUGGCCAUUAUCAGAACCCGAACGGUCUACACCUCUUGGGGUCACGUUGGCCAUCGCAACAACUUCGACUUGAAUUUCACUACCUGGGGCAUGAUCGAAUUCCUAGCUGCCAUGAUAGCCGUCAACCUCAGUACUUUGGUGCCUCUUGGUAGAGCGAUCCGCGAUCCCCUCGAUACACCUCGCAAAGCCCCGCGUGUGGCUGCCAUCUCUGGCCCCGUCGCCGGCAGCACUGUUCACCUCAUUCACGGCGAUGUCGACGAUCUCGUUCCCAGCUACUCCGAGUCUUACGAACCGGAAAUGGAUGACUCCUACAACUCGUAUAACUCCCGCUAUUCUGGCCAAACAGUCAUCUACCGCCCUGACACAGCAUACUUCCCCUCUCACGGCCAUAAUAACAACAGCCUAACACGCUUUCACGACGACGAAUCCAACCUUGACUUCGACAUCGAAGCACCCUCAACCCGAUCCAGCCCCCGUAGGGUCACAAAACCAGGACCAUCUUCGCGCUUCUCCGUAUCUACAGUCAGCACCCGUAGAGUGAGCGACUGGUCACAACUCAGCGACUUUACAUACUCUCCACCCAAAGACUCCGAUGCCGAUUUCGAAAAAGCGAUGAGCGGAAGAGCCAGGAUCAGUGCGUCGGAGCUCGAAGAGAUUGUGAAGAGCCUAGGAUUGAAGAGGCAAAGUAGUAACGAGAUUUGGGACAAGGAGAUCGGUCUCUUUGAAGAAAAAAGCGAAGACGGAGGAAGUUCCGUCGCGCCCACAAUAUACCUGGAAGACGAUGAAGACGCCGUUGACAGUGCUGGAGUCCUAUGCACAUGCCCAGCACCACGGGUGCGGAACGGCGCUGCAGGUGAAUCCGCACUACAAAGCGAAGCAGACUCGAGCGAGAUCACCGUGAUCCGCAUACGUGGGACAGCUAAAUGCAGUCUCCACAAACCCCUACCGCGCAUUCGAUCCCGCGAAUGGCUCGCGCGCGGAUAA